AUGGAAGAGGCUCCUGGAAUGGACGGCACAUCGAGAUCCUUCGACCAUUCCUUCACCGUGACCCUUGACAUGUUCAUGGGAAUGGCUUACUGUCUCAUCAUCUACCACGUUUCAUACAAAAUAGUCAGCAAAAAAGGGGAAGACGCCAUCGACAAGAACACCUUAUUGAGAGGCAACCGCGACUACAAAUGCUGGGUGUUACUCUUUCCGGCAAUGUGCGACAUGUGUGCAUCGACAAUCGAUUUUGUGGCCAUCACCAUGACUUAUCCUUCCAGCUACCAGAUGAUCAGAGGUGAUUUUUUGCUCCUGCUGUCCGAAUUUAUUGCAGCAAUCCAGUUCGUGUACGAAGAGAAGAAACUGGUUAAACUGGACAUUGCUCCAAUGGCUGCAGCAGGAUGGGAAGGUGUCUUCGGUUUGGUGGUAUGCGGUCUUCUUCACAUACCACUUUAUUUUAUACCGAUGCCAAUGGGUCUGUGCAACAAUUCAAACUGCUCCAUGGAAAACUUUCCUGAUGCAGUUUUGAAACUGAUACGGAACUGGAAGAUUUCGAUUGCGUUUUUCGGUAAAGGAAAACAAGAAACAAAAUCUUCAUAA
Messenger RNA from Ctenocephalides felis (cat flea), 594 nucleotides. Its product is annotated as solute carrier family 35 member F6-like. The record is from RefSeq and is a predicted model, not a curated record. Lineage: Eukaryota; Metazoa; Arthropoda; Insecta; Siphonaptera; Pulicidae. Gene Ontology annotation, cellular component: membrane; intracellular membrane-bounded organelle. The coding region runs from base 1 to 594 and encodes 197 amino acids. The transcript is spliced from 4 exons.